Molecule: messenger RNA, 984 nt
Organism: Aureobasidium vineae
Lineage: Eukaryota; Fungi; Ascomycota; Dothideomycetes; Dothideales; Saccotheciaceae
Source: the annotation of a GenBank genome assembly
AUGACUUCGUCCUUCGUGGACCCUACCACGGUGCGACCUAAUUUCUGCCGUCGGUCUUCAUCUGCAGCCAAUCAACAAGCAUCAUUUGGCGACGAGUCUGUAUGCUGUGGAAAUCACCAACCCCACUAUCAACAGCAGCAAUACCAUCAACAACAACAACACAUUUUGCAACCAUCGCUGGAAGAUAGUAAUGUUCAUUUCCACUGGGUGUCUGACGAUGCUCAACCCAAGCCGUGGUCCACUUGGCCAAACACAUGGUAUUCCCAAGCCUCACCAGGUGCGAAUGGAAGCGAACACACGGUCUCGGAUUGGAACAACAGCAGCAUAUCUCAGUCAUACAUGAUCUUUCCCUUGGGCAACGGAAACUAUGUUCAAACCAGCCAGCCGACCACCGACAACUGGCUUCUUCAGCGCUCGUACCAUGGAGCCCAAGACGUGACUGACAAUCAGAUUCCAUGGACCUACAAUCCAGUACAUCCUAACUACAACGAUUCACACCGACACGAGUCUCAGCCCCACGCACACGAUAUACCUCAUCACGAAAGUAGGGCGGAUGCGCAAUACUCCGAUCCAGGAGAUGCAUGCUUUGAGACAGCGCCUGUGGAUCUGAAUCACUACACGUUCGUCUCUCCCGAUGAAGCUUUGAGCCACGAGGGCUACUAUCCAGAGAAGCAUGACACUGGUCAUUGGAACUGGUCACAGGCCGCACCCAACGUCUUGCCUCUUCACCCUCCGCUUCGCACAGAUAUUGCCAUUCAAGACCUCGGCCAUCUUGGUGGGACUUCAUACUUCUCCAAGCCGAGCUCGUCAAUGGUCACACCGCGCACCCAGAUAUCCCCAACUUCGUCUUGCUGGGACGUUGAUGACAAUGCUAGUCUCGCAACUACAAAUACGACGACCCCGACAGACCUCGUACCCGAUCCUCCUACCGAGAUGGUGGAUCCGCCGUCUGAGGACAUGAACCCUAGCGAUAAGACUAUGUAA